Molecule: messenger RNA, 931 nt
Organism: Lacerta agilis (Sand lizard)
Lineage: Eukaryota; Metazoa; Chordata; Lepidosauria; Squamata; Lacertidae
Product: ras-related protein Rab-19-like
Molecular function (GO): GTPase activity; GTP binding
Source: RefSeq, a predicted model, not a curated record
UUGGCCCAGGACCUGCUGCCAGCGAAGAAGCCCAGCCAUGUCAGGCACGAGGAGCCCAGGUUCAAAAUGAUCCUCCUGGGGGACUUUGGAGUGGGGAAGACCACGCUCUUCCAUCGCAUCAAGCUGGGGGCUUUCCUGGAGGGGACCUACCCACCUGGCCAGCACAGCUACACGUGUGAGAAAACCCUGCCCCUGAAGCUCAACAGCAAGAACUGCCAGGUCCAGAUUUCCCUGUGGGACACGGCUGGGGAGGAGCGCUUCCUGUCCCUGAGCAGGAGCUACUACCGGGACGCGGAUGCUGUGCUUCUGGUGUACAGCCUGCAUCACCUCCUCUCCUUCGACAGCCUCUUGCACUGGCUUUACCUGGCCAGGCAGUACUGUGCAGAUGCCAAUCUCUUCCUCCUGGGCAACAAGAGUGACCUGGAGAGCUGCGUCCCUGAAGAGAAGGCCGAGAGGUUUGCGGUGGAGCACGGCGCGUCCGGCAGGUUCAAAGUGUCAGCCAAGACAGGUGAGAACGUGGAGCGCAGCCUGCAGGAGAUGCUGGAGAGGCUGUUCCUCAGGAACGAAUUCCAGCACAGCAGCCUCCAUCUCCCGCUGCAAGAUGCCAGCUACUACGACAAAUGUGGAUGCUGAGCCGUGGGAGAGCCUCCUGCCGCAGCAUUUUAGAGGAUGCUUCAGAAGCCUCAUUCACCGUGCCAUUGGUCUCGGGUAGCCUUUCUCUGUACGGUUUGCCGCAUACCGGAUCGGGACAUUUGCCACUUCCUUGGAGACGGCUGGGCUACAGCAGCCGCCUCUGUCUGACCUGAAGGGUCUCUGCAGUCUGCAGCAUAUUCUGCCUUGGCGUUGGUACCCUUGGCUGGAAUUCAUCUUGGUGGGCCAAUGAGACUCCCUUGCUUCACCUCCAGCAAUGCUUCUCUUUGGAGAUGGGUGG